ACGGAGUCAUAAGACUUAGACCACUGUUGAUGAUCCUCAUCUAUGCAUUUUUUCAAUCUCGAAAUUCCUAAUUCUUUAGUACACUUUGUAAAUAUCUUGAUUGAGCCCCUAGUUUUGAAUUCAUGGCUCCCCCCCAAAAAUCAGAAUGGGAUACAAAAACCCUGAAAUAAAGCUUGAUUCAAAAAGAGUAAUUGAAAAUUUGAAAUAACCAAAUCUGAUGAUCCGGAUGCACUUUGUUACCCAACCAAUUUGGCUGGCUGCAAGUGACUAUUGGGCCGAUCCACCUCCAAGAAGAUAAAUCACGAUCUCCCAUGGUGAAGCCAUCCACUACUUUACACACAUCCGAUCACUCAUUAAUCAUAAAUAUCAGUUAAAUUCUAUAGUCACCAAAUAUAAGAAUAUAAAUCAAGACGUUUGAGUUUAUGUUUCAUUUUAAGAUAUAUAACGUCUGAGUGAGAACUUUGAGAUUUACCAACAAACCCCCCUCCCCCACCCUGCACUUGCACCAGAUGGGAGGGGUAAUUGGGUAUUGCAUAUAUGUGUGUACUACUGAUAUUUUAUAACGAGACUCAAACAUGAAUGGGAAGGGUGAGUCUAAAAGAACAGAAAGAAGAAGUUGGAAAUGCCCUUAUCAAUUUGUUCAGGUCAAAAGUUUAAUUUUUUUUUUAAGCAACAAGAGCCGGAGGAAGAAAAGACCUUUUGUUUCCAAACUGUGCCAUUGAAAUGAAAAAUCUUAUUCCAAAGUGAGCUAAGCUUAUCUCAUCAUCAACCUUUUCUUCACACCAGAAGAUAGGGACACAAGUUAUAAUCUUUGGAAUCACAGAAGGUAACUCAAGUACUACCAUAUACAAGACACAAGCAGUAAAAUCAUAACUUCUAAAUUUUAAUUUUUGUAAUUAUUUUGAGUUAAAUCACGAAAGAUUUAUCAUUCAUAAAACCCUAAUCUCAAUUUGAAUAAUCUGUGCUUGACUAAACCCUUGAAAGAAUUAAUCAAAAUACAUAUAUAUUGGUUCCACCAACCCUGGCGGUUGAUUUAAAAAAAAAUUGUCAUCUUUAGACAAGAAAUUUCGAUACUUAAUAAAAGAGUAUGGGAGAUGACUAGUUGUGGAAUUACUGUAGAACGUUGUUAUACCAGCCCUUACCUGUUCAGAAGGAUUCAAACGAUACCCAAACCCCAACCCACCAAACGUUUAGAAGCAAAAUUUGCCACAGCCAAAUGAAGAAAACACAAAUAUCUACCCAAAGCUUCACUGCCUUUUUAAAGCACAAAAGAAGAAGAUACAAAUAGAGAAGAACUACACAUGCCUGGAUACUCACUCUAGCCCUAUGGCUAUCAACAUUCAUCUGUAAGAUUUGAGAACAACGCCACAGAAAGUACAAACAAUAGCUUUCCAAGAUCUCCAGUAAAAUGGGACGUAACAAAAUCUGGUGGCGGUUCUCAUAUCAGCCACCCUCGCGCCACCCCCGCACCGCGAACACAACCCCGCCACGGGCUUGGUCCUCCUCAUCUUCCUCUUUUGAUCAACAAGAAAGCAGAAACAAACCAUGGUCGACGUGUAGUUCCAAAGCUCUAAAGGGUGUAAAAUGACAAUGG
Messenger RNA from Ilex paraguariensis (yerba mate), 1594 nucleotides. NCBI's taxonomy places the organism in Eukaryota, Viridiplantae, Streptophyta, Magnoliopsida, Aquifoliales, Aquifoliaceae. The record is from the annotation of a GenBank genome assembly.